AGGAAGGGAAAGUGAAAUUCGGUUGCAGAAGGAAAGAAUGUCAGAUCCGUACGGGAGAGUGAAGGGAGGGAGGCUGAGCUUCAAAGACGGAAGUCUCGCCACUCGCAAAUCCAUCGAGAAGAAGAAAAAGAAGAAGAAGCACAAGAAAGAUGAUGAAUCUCAGCCGUCCACCGCCGUCGAUGGGUCUGAUAACACAAACAACGAGGCAGGACAAACCUACACUAUCGACGCUGCUAAAAACAUGAAGUACGACGAGCUCUUCCCCGUCGAGACCAAAAAGUUCGGUUACGAUCCUAAAGCCAACGUUAAAACCGUCGAAGACGCUCUCGAUGAUCGCGUCAAGAAGAAGGCUGAUCGUUACUGUAAAUGAAACGAAACGAAACUCGCUCUCUGAGCAUCCAUCCCUAGGAGGAAACAGUCUGUUGGAAUUAUGGAAGUACUUGAUUCUAUUACUUUCAUUUUCUUUUACCCGUAAUUACUUUGUCUUCGAUAUGGGUAUUUUACCAAUUUGUCAAAUCUUGAACAUGGUUUUCUUUAGGCUGCUAUUUGGAUAUCUUUGUGAUGGCUGAUGUCGUACUUUAAUGGUUGUUAUGUUGUAUCUUGGCCAUCGAAAUCAAUUUUAGAAGUAUACACAUUAAGUAGGAUUAUGUUGGGCUUGAUAGGUUGCUUAUAUUUGGAUUAUACUUAAUAAAAAAUCCUUGAAA
This is a messenger RNA of Pistacia vera, 704 nucleotides long. RefSeq lists its product as uncharacterized. Gene Ontology annotation, cellular component: nucleolus. The transcript is spliced from 2 exons. Bases 38 to 370 code for a protein of 110 amino acids. The record is from RefSeq and is a predicted model, not a curated record. Lineage: Eukaryota; Viridiplantae; Streptophyta; Magnoliopsida; Sapindales; Anacardiaceae.